AAAUAUCGAAUCAAUAUCGAAUUCGGCACGCAAUAGUGUCGUUGCUCUGGCAACUGCUUACCUAAAUUCCUAAUUCCCGAUACCGUGCUACGGUUAUUUAUCCAAAACUUUUGUAUAAACGUAGCAUACAUCUCUUAAAUUAUGGACAAGUCUGUAAUUACGUACGAAAAACCUUUGCCCCAUAUAAGUUUAGCAGAUUGGUAUGCCAAACAAUGGGAACUACAGCAAAAUGCAGCUCUCAGGAGCGGAGAGGCAUUCGAGUUACGAAAUUCGGGAAAGAUUAUUCGUUCCGAAACGAUGGUGAAAACUAUAUGGGAUACGUACAUGAACAAUACCCGGCUUGCAGAUAGGGUGACUGAAUUAUCGCGUUGGAGAGAAGUGUUGGAGAAAUUGUUGGAUAAAUUACUUUCGGAGAUAAAGUCUUUACAAGACGAGAAAGCUGACACGGAGAAGGAAUUAGAAAACUUGAAUUAUCCGUUGCAAAUAACAGCAGAAUGUAUUUCAAUGAGAGAUUGUCGUAGAGGAACAGAGCUUACUUAUGACGAAGCAGACACAGAAUUAAAAAGAGAGCUCUGCGUAAUUGAAAACGUUAAGAAGUGGCUAACAGAGAGAGUGCAAUCUGCGUGGGAAAAGUUGAAUCGUUUAGAAGAAGUUAGAUUUGGGGUACAAUUAGAAGUAGAAGAUAAAGAAGAAACAAUUAACAUAGAUAGAGAAAAUCUUAGUUUGGAUCGAACGUGUGCAAACAUUAGUUAUAAACCGAAUGCAUUACGAACUCCGAAAGGUUCAAUACCAUAUGAAGCGUGGUUGGAACAUUGCCGAUACACUAAAACUUUAGCUGACAACGAAUUGAGCGAUGCCUAUGGUUUUCGAGAAGCUAUGAAUGUCAUGCGCGAACGUGCCCGAAAUGAUAUUAAAGCACAGCAAGAUGUUACAGAUUUUAGUUUACGAAAAAGAAUUUACCAAACGCAGAAAGCUCGCAACGAAUUGGAAUGGCAAAAACUUAAAAUUCAAAAAGAAAUGGAAAUUUUACAAAAAGAAAUAGUAAGAAUCGAGGACGCACUUCUGCAUAAAAUUGACUCGAUGAAAUGCGCGGAGACGCGUUUAGAAAAUCGUACUUAUCGCCCUGGCUUUGAACUUUGUCGCGACGAGGCUGAAAUGGGUUUGAAAGACGAAGUCCUGCAGUUGCGGCAGACUGAAAAGGAUUUGAUCGAUGUUUUGAAUAAAUCUAAAGGGUCGUAUAACGACUUGGAAGGCUUGCUCUUGCGAGUGGAUAAAAAUUUAGAAGAUAAACAACAUUCCUUGGCGACUGAUGUGAUGUGCUUAGAUAUGAGAGCAACACUGAAAACAGGAGAUAGAACGAGACUACGUAAUGAGACGGACCGUAACAUUGUUCUCACGCGUAUGGAGAAAGAGAUACCACUCGAGUCAUGAAUGGAUUCCUAGAUGCACGUAAAUCUAUCAUGAAGUAAAUGCACGAAUACAUAUUAUAAACGUAAAUAUACGUGACAUAUAUAA
Messenger RNA from Ceratina calcarata, 1515 nucleotides. Its product is annotated as tektin-2. Gene Ontology annotation, biological process: cilium assembly; cilium movement involved in cell motility. Gene Ontology annotation, cellular component: nucleus; microtubule cytoskeleton. NCBI's taxonomy places the organism in Eukaryota, Metazoa, Arthropoda, Insecta, Hymenoptera, Apidae. Bases 142 to 1431 code for a protein of 429 amino acids. The record is from RefSeq and is a predicted model, not a curated record. The transcript is spliced from 7 exons.